CUCCCAGGUAAAGAGUAGCGUGUGUGAGGUGAGAGCUAUCUUCCCGAGGGUCAGAUCCACAUUUAUCGACUGAUCUCCCAGACCGUACUUUUGGAGAUUUUUCCAGCAACAACAACAAAAAACGAUGAAGACUUCCUUCCUCCAGUUCCUACAGGAUCCUCACCUCGUCGCCAGUUUUCAGAGAUGCUGCGGGUUAUUUCUGCGAGUUGAAGACUGCCUUCCCGGCAACUGGAGCAACUCUCAUACCAACGCAACUGGGAAUCAGGGACCCGGGGAGAAAGGGAGUGUCAUCAGGAGCAGUGAAUGUACAAAUGGUAACCAGAGGCACCAGCUCAAUGGGUCACAUCAAUACCCUCAUGGACAGGAAAGCAAGGGCAGUCAUGGGGUGAGCGGAUGUGUAGUGAAGGAAAAGCCAGGAUAUGUGGUGAAGAAUUUCUUUCUCUACUACUUGUUCCGAUUUGCUGCUGCACUCGGUCAGGAAAUUUUUUACAUCACAUUCCUUCCAUUUACUUACUGGAAUUUUGAUCCGUUUGUUUCAAGGAGGCUGGUCGGUGUGUGGGCUAUUGUUAUGUACUUGGGGCAAGCCUCCAAAGACAUCAUUAAGUGGCCUCGUCCAUUAUCCCCACCAGUUGUAAAGUUGGAAACAAGAGUUGAUGCAGAGUAUGGUAUGCCCUCAACGCAUGCCAUGGCAGCAACGGCUAUCUCCUUUACAUUUCUAAUCGCUACAAUGCACAGGUACAAGUAUUCAGUUGCAUUAGGACUAAUGGCAUCUACGGUGCUAUCUGCGCUCGUCUCACUCAGCAGGCUCUACACAGGAAUGCACACUGUGCUGGAUGUGAUCUGCGGAAUCCUUGUUACUGCAGUGUUUAUGGUUCUUACAUAUCCUUUCUGGAACAUUAUAGACAAUUUCCAGUUAACCAGUCCUUUAACGCCCAUCAUUGCAAUAGUUAUACCCUUUUUCAUGAGUUACACCUAUCCAGCACUAGAUCAUUACAGCCCAACUAGAGGGGACACCACGAUUAUCCUGGGUGUUGCAUCGGGAUGUACAAUUGGCUUUUGGAUGAACUACCAGUAUGGUCGGACAUAUGAGCCUACAGGAUCUCUCCCAUUUGAACUACCCUCUGUAACACUGGAGAUUGUGUCACUAACCAUUGCACGCUUUCUUGUCGGAAUUAUUGUUCUUGUUGCUACUCGCCAAGUUGUAAAAACACUCACCCUCAAAGCAUUGUAUGCGUGGUUUAAUGUUGGAAAACAUGAUGUGGAAGCUAGGAAAAGACUGGAAAUUGAAGUACCAUAUAAAUUUGUAACGUAUUCAUCUAUUGGCUUCAAUGCAACAGCUGUAGUGCCUUUGCUGCAUCAAUUCCUUGAACUACUCUGAGAACAGCUAAUGAAUAGAGUUUUAGUGUAAUUUCUUGUGUAGUCUGAGAUGCAUUUAUGCAUUGAUGAAGACCUACUUGAAAGAAAUUUCUUGAACAGUCAUGACACAAGUUCUCAUUUAAAUAUUUGUGUGUAUGUAAAAUCAUUUCAUAGUUUAGUUGCUCUUCUAGUCUCCUGGUAAUUCCCCCAUUGUUAGCCAAGAGUAUGUGUGGGUGAUCUAUUCUCAAAGCAACAGUGUGAUGAAACAAUUAUUUAAAUGUGCAAAAGAGGCCAGAAAUCAUUGCUCUAGCAUUCCUUUCUCUGGCCUUUUAGUUUCCCAACUGUUGUAUGUUUGAGUUGCAAGACCACAGGAAUGAGCCCACACUCCAUCACUAUUCAGUGCUACAUACUGCUGCUCCAAUGCACUUCAGGACAGUGAGGAAAACCUUAUGACAGAUUUCCUCUUUAAAUAUACUGCAGUCAAGAAUGUUAAUGAACAUGAGCCAUUUUUUGGAGGUCAUUGGGUCAACGAUUUCUUUGCACUAGAAAAAAACACAUUUAAACCAACUUUUAAACUUUUUACUUCAAUUUCAACUUAAAAGCCAAUGGCUUUAUUUUUGCUAAGUAAUUAACUAUAUUGAAAAGUAUUUGAUCUUUUUAAAUAGAGCUUUAUUUAGUUGUUGGAUUCCAAUUUGAAUAAGUUAAUCUUUCCUCUGGAACAUAAAGUUCCAUAUGAUUAACUCAUGAUAUUGUACCAUUGGCACCUUUAUUGCAGUUCUUUAACAUACCAGUAGCUACAGAUAAUUUAGAUAGGUUACUUACAGUUUGGAAACAGGCCCUUCAGCCCAACAGGUCCACACCAACCUGCUGAAGCACAUCCACCCAGACCCAUUCCCCUACAUUGACCCCUGCACCUAACACUAAGGGCAAUUUAGCGUGGCCAAUUCACCUAACCUGCACAUUUUUGGACUGUGGGAGGAAACCGGAGCACCCAGAGGAAAUCCACGCAGACACGGGGAGAAUGUGCAAAUUCCACACAGUCAGUGAGGCAGGAAUUGAACCCGUGUCUCUGGCGCUGUGAGGCAGCAGUGCUAACCACCGUGCCGCCCACAAAUGUUCACAGUAUCCACCAAUGACACAUAGUGGCUGCAGUGGGCACCACCUACAAGAUGCACUGUUGUUACUCACUAAUGUUUCUUUAGCAAGUACCAACCUUCCAAAUCCACAACCUCCAGAACCUAGAAGAAAAAAAAGUACAUUCCCAUUAAAGUUGCACAUCCUGACUUGGAAAUAUACUGCGGUUUCUUCAUUGUUGCGGAUUACAAUCGAAGAACUCCUUACCCUGCAGCCCUUUGAGUAAACUUACUCAGAGUCCAGAAAUUCCAGAAAUGGAUUUACCUUCUCAGACACAUUUGGAGUAGGCAGUAAAUGUUGGUUAUCCCAGUUAUACUGAUAUUCCAUGGGACAAAUAAAAAUAAAGUCUUU
This is a messenger RNA of Hemiscyllium ocellatum (epaulette shark), 2841 nucleotides long. It is a transcript of the gene sgpp2, whose product is annotated as sphingosine-1-phosphate phosphatase 2. The record is from RefSeq and is a predicted model, not a curated record. The coding region runs from base 125 to 1378 and encodes 417 amino acids. Gene Ontology annotation, molecular function: sphingosine-1-phosphate phosphatase activity. Gene Ontology annotation, biological process: phospholipid dephosphorylation; sphingosine metabolic process. Gene Ontology annotation, cellular component: endoplasmic reticulum membrane. NCBI's taxonomy places the organism in Eukaryota, Metazoa, Chordata, Chondrichthyes, Orectolobiformes, Hemiscylliidae. The transcript is spliced from 5 exons.